Messenger RNA from Fusarium venenatum, 2961 nucleotides. RefSeq lists its product as uncharacterized. Gene Ontology annotation, molecular function: lipid binding. Gene Ontology annotation, cellular component: endoplasmic reticulum. The record is from RefSeq and is a predicted model, not a curated record. Lineage: Eukaryota; Fungi; Ascomycota; Sordariomycetes; Hypocreales; Nectriaceae.
AUGGCCAGCUUCACUUCUCUUCUUAUAGCAUACGUGCUGGGCGGUUUCACAUUCGUACCUCUAGUGAUUGCUUCAGUACUGGCGUUCAUUUUCUACACCUCUCCCGUUCUUGACGAUGCCGCGAACGAACACAAAUGCAGCCUUAUUGUUGAUAAGGACGAUGAUACAACCGCCCUCGAGGCCGCUAAGCGGUCGCACAAGAAGGACAACCGCGCGCACGAGAACGACCUCGAUGUAGCAGCUGGCUUCUUCGCCGUGUGCAGAGAGUACACGCCUAUGGGCAUUAACGCAAAGCCCAUCGAAAGAUCAACCCCGGUGGGCUCGGCGACCGUGGCCCCUUCAAGCCCCAGCGUCUACCAGACUAUGUACCGGAGCAUAUUCGAGAGGAAGUCCACACCAGGGCCUAUGGAUAACAACAGUACCACUACGAGUCAGCGACCCAAGAAUGCUGGUAACGUAUUUUACGUGGUCUUGAGACAUGGCCACCUAAUGCUGUUCGAUGACGAAGAGCAAGUUGAAGUCCGACAUGUUAUUUCCUUAGCAUAUCAUGACAUUAGUAUAUACUCUGGCGGCGAUGUCACCCCGGAAGGCGAGCUUUUUAUCAAGCGAAAUGCGAUCCGACUAUCCCGAAAACCAGCUGGCACCGAAUUGGCCCCCGAUAGUCCAGUUUCGAAACCCUUCUUCCUAUUCUCAGAAAACUGUUCAGCCAAAGAAGACUUUUAUUUCGCUUUACUCAAGAACCAAGAGCAGACAUAUGGGGCGGAUGGACAAGUACCAAGGCCCUUGCAUUUUGACGUCAAGAACAUUAUCUCCCUGGUUCAGAAACUUCACUCGACAGAAGAGAAUGUCCAUUCGAGAUGGAUCAAUGCGCUGUUCGGAAGAAUUUUCUUGGGAGUCAACAAGACGAAGGAUAUUGAGGCUUUCAUUCGUGAGAAACUCACCAAAAAGAUCUCUCGUGUCAAGAAACCCGCCUUUCUCACCAACAUUACCAUCAACGGGAUCGACACCGGCGAUGCGGCUCCCUUCUUUAGCAACUUUAAAUUGAAGGACCUCACGGUUGAAGGAGAAUGUGUCGUGGAAGCCGAUGUCAAGUACUCAGGAAACGCUCGUAUCGAAAUUGCCGCUACGGCAAAGAUCGACCUCGGAAGUAGAUUCAAAACUCGAGAGGUUAAUCUUGUUCUUGCAGCUGUACUCAAGAGAACCGAAGGCCACAUGCUGAUCAAGAUCAAGCCACCACCGAGCAAUCGAAUUUGGGUCACCUUUCAGAGCAUGCCAAAGAUGGAAAUGGAUAUUGAGCCCAUCGUUAGUGCGAGACAAAUCACUUAUACAGUAAUCCUUCGCCAGAUUGAGAACCGUAUCAAGGAAGUCAUCGCGGAGACUGUCGUAUUGCCAUUCUGGGACGAUAUGCCCUUCUUCAAGACAGAGCACAAGAAAUGGCGAGGUGGCGUUUUCGAUGGAGACAAUGCCACAGUCCCAACUGAUGAUGCCGAAAGCAUCGUAGCAGCCGCAGGAGAUGUUGCUGCUGUCAGCCAUCUUGACGGAAACCCGGACCUGACAGAGGAGACACGACCUCUUGAGAAGAGUCAUACCAUCCCCGUCAUGGAAGCGACGCCACCACCAACAGGCCUUUUCGGGCGUAGGCUCAGCAGGACAGGCACCAACCCUCAAGCUUCUGCAUCAUCAACCAGUGUCGACUCCAAAGGUCCAGGAGCGAGCCCAGUCUUAAAGCCUAAGAUCUCAAAGACAUCUCUCCAACCUGUUGUGGACACUGAUAUCGCCCACGCCGACGUGUUCAAACCGUCAACUUCACCCCCUGACCAUGCUACCAAUUACAUGGCAGCUCUGCACUCACGCUCACAAGAUGCGUCUCCUCGACCGCCCCAAGCAGCGGAUGUACCACCAGUGGCUUCAUCCGCUUCUCAACGUUCCAAUCGCUCUUCACGCUCAUCCUCGUCUGUGAACGACGCUGUAAACAACGGCGUAGCAGAAGAUUCCCAGAAAACGCCAGUUGCUAUGGGACGUCGCAACACAACUUCAUCGACCGGUUCAGGGUCUCACGCCGAUGAAAGACCUGCUUCCUCUGCUUCAUCCCUUAAGGAAUCUAUCAAGAGCCAAACGGGUUCUCUGGGAAGGGGUUUCUUCACAAAACAUAACCAUGGGGAGACACCAGUUCAUGAAGAAGAGGAAGAGCCAGAACAUAGUGAAUCUUUUCGGGACCCACAGCAAGAUCAGAACUCAAAUCACAAGCAUACCACACUAGCUGCUGUGUCUAACGCAGCAAUGCAGGCCAAGCAGUGGGGUUGGAACGCCUACCAGCGACACAAGGAGGCACGAAGACUGGCUGAGCAAGCCAGCCAGCUUGAUCUUAGCCAACCCAUGGGCCGAGGUCAACCCUUGCCUCCUCCUGGAACACCCCUUCCUAAGCCUACUAAUGGCAUGACGCGGAUAGCACCUCCGACGAGCGUCCCUGCGAGAAAGCCAGUCCCCAACUCAGCUGCGCACAAUUCAGCCGAGUCUCUCGAGACUCAUCAUGAGACUCAUCACGACCAUGAUCAUGACAACCAUGGCGAAUACCGUCCUCCACUACCCCAGCGCGGACGACGCAGACAGAGCCACGCUCCCGAACCAGAUAACGUGCAGAAUGUGCUCGUCGUCGCUGCUCCUGAAGACUCCCAGCCAGCUACACCUUCGGGAGAUGACCCCUUGAACCAUCAAAUUUGGGCUUCGAGCGAUGAACAGACCGUGACAGACAGCGGUACUUCUCACGCUCCCUCGAUGCUCACUAAUGAGUCUUCUCUUGUGCAGGAGGACAACAAGCCAGACAGUCCAGUGGAUGCACUACCCGCCACCUCUGCAGCGGCUGACGACGACGACGAUUUCUCUGGCUGGAUGGAUAACGAAACUUUAGAUAUGGAAAUCAAUAGCCCUGUACGGUCUACUGCUGCACAGGAAGCCAAGUAG